Messenger RNA from Colletotrichum chrysophilum, 3615 nucleotides. RefSeq lists its product as uncharacterized. The record is from RefSeq and is a predicted model, not a curated record. The transcript is spliced from 4 exons. Gene Ontology annotation, biological process: transmembrane transport. Gene Ontology annotation, molecular function: ATP binding; ATP hydrolysis activity; ABC-type transporter activity. Bases 1 to 3615 code for a protein of 1204 amino acids. Gene Ontology annotation, cellular component: membrane. NCBI's taxonomy places the organism in Eukaryota, Fungi, Ascomycota, Sordariomycetes, Glomerellales, Glomerellaceae.
AUGAAGGAUGACCUUCACGCAACGAUCACCGUCUUUGCGACGCUCCAAUUUGUUCUUCUCGUUCUUCAGACAACAAACAAUGGCUCGCGCGUUGAUGGCUUCGCCGUGUCAGCGUCAGCUCUCGCUUUCGUCGCAGCCUUGUUCAUGCUGGGCCUGUCUUACGCCGAGCACUCAAGAGCCCCGAGGCCGUCGAUCUUGUUGACAGCCUACGUGUUCCUCCAAAUUCUGUUCGACAUCGCUCAAACUCGAACGUCCUGGCUGAUGGCCAGGACAUUCUCAACCCAACUCUUCGCCAGGCUCUUCACCGCGUCGCUGGUUGUGAAGAUUGUGAUCCUCCUCAUCGAGGCACAGAGAAAGACGCGAUGGAUCCGGUGGACGGCAAGCGAGCACAGCCCUGAGGAAACGAGCGGCCUCUUCAGUCUUGGAGUAUACUGGUGGCUCAAUCGCCUCUUCCUUCACGGAUACCGCAACGUCCUCUCAGUCCGCGACUUGUACUCCCUCGACCAAGGCAUGAUUGCCGAGACGAUGCAAAUCACCCUGGACCAGGAGCUGGAGAAAGGCACCUAUCGCGGUCAGAAAUAUGGUCUUGCGAGGGCUCUCGGCAAGGCUCUUGCAGUCCCGCUACUUCUUCCAGUCGCGCCGAGAAUCGCAUUGAUCGGAUUCAACUUCAGCCAGCCCUUCUUCAUCCAGACCCUGCUGGAAUACCUGCAGGACCCCGAGGCGCCGAAAAGCACUGGAUAUGGCCUCAUCGGUGCCGCUGUCAUGAUCUACACUGGUAUCGCCGUCUCAACUGCGCUGUACAACUACUUCUCACAACGGUCUCUUUACAUGUCGCGCGGCUGCUUGUCAGCGGUCAUCUACAAGAAGACGACCGAGGCCGACAUCACCGCUGCCGGGGAUGCUGCCGCGGUGACGCUGAUGAGCACCGACACCGAGCGCAUUAUCCGCGGCUUCUACGGGCUCCAUGAAUUUUGGGCCAAUCUUAUUGAAGUUGCCCUCGGCUGCUGGCUGUUGGAGCGCCAGCUGGGUAUCUCGUUUCUCGCGCCUAUUGUCGUCAUUCUGGUCUGCACGGGUGUGACGGUCCUUGUCGCCCAAGUGACUGGUGAGCGCCAGGCUCGAUGGAUGGCACAGAUUCAAAAACGCGUUGGUCUCACCGCCAACGUCAUUUCCAACAUGAAGUACUUGCGCAUCUCGGGCAUCACAUCGCCUGUCGCCGAAUUCGUACAGAAGAUGCGUGUCGAAGAGAUCCACUACGGUACCCAGUUCCGAUGGAUGCUCAUCAUCACUGCUCUCGCGGCGCUCGCACCGAAUAUGAUUUCCCCGGCAAUUACUUUUGCUUUCGCCGCCUCGCGCUUGGAUACCACCACAAUCUUCACAUCAUUCUCGUUCUUGGUCCUCCUCAAUGCACCGCUGGGCCAGCUUUUCCAGAUGGUCCCUGCCGUCGUCGCCGGCUUCACCUGUCUCGACCGCAUCCAGAAGUUCCUCGAAGCGGACUCUCGUGUUGACUUCCGCCAGUCUUCCCGCCCGUCGAUAGACCGAUCAUCCGGAGACACCACGUUUGGAGACGACACGGAGGGCAUCCCUUUGAGCCCCGUUGGUAAGGACAGACGGCAGAGCUCCGAGAGUAAGGGUUCGACCCCGUCCAUCUACAUCGUGGACGGCAGCUUUGGGUGGACUUCGGACAAGAUGGUACUUCGCGACAUCACAGCCACGAUCCCGUCAUCUCAGCUUACCAUCGUCGUCGGCCCCGUUGCAUCUGGCAAGUCUACCCUCUGCAAAGUUCUCCUCGGAGAGGUGCCGCACAGCAGUGGUCUCGUCUCUGUGCCCUCACGGAACGCAGCUAUCGGAUACUGCGAGCAAACUCCAUUCCUAUCCAACGGAUCCGUCAAGGACAAUAUCGUCGGCUAUUCCACAUUCAAACAAGCGAGAUAUGACGAGAUCAUUGAAGCGUGCAUGCUGCAGACUGAUCUUCUCCUACUCCCCUAUGGCGACGACACGAAGAUUGGAAGCAAUGGCAUCAUGCUCAGUGGCGGACAAAAGCAGCGCGUCUCUCUUGCUCGCGCUCUUUAUCUCAACUGCGAUCUCAUGAUCUUCGACGACAUCCUCAGUGGCCUCGACAAUGAUACCGCCGGCGAAGUCUUCCGCCGCGUUUUCGGACUGGACGGCAUCAUUCGCCGCCGCCGAGCCACGGCUGUUCUGUGCACGCAUGCUGUCAAGUAUCUUCCCCUGGCCGACCACAUCAUUGCUCUCGGCGCAGAUGGCACGAUGGUCGAAGAGGGCACAUUCUCUGAUCUGAUGAAGGACAAGAAGUACGUUGCCAGUCUUGGCGUCACCGGCACAGACUCCGACACGGAGUCCGUCUCCAGCGACAUCCCCGCCGAUCAAGAAAAAGCAGCGUCGUCCUCGAAACCCAAGCGCCCGCUAGCUGUCGCUGCAGAGUUGAUGGAGAAGUCGAGACAGACCGGAGACUUCAAGGUCUAUGUCCACUACUUCAGGAGUCUCAAUCUUUACGCCGUCACCAUCUUUGUCGUAGGCUGCGCUUUUUACUCCCUCUGGAACACUUUCCCCACGAUCUGGAUGAAGUUUUGGACGGAAGACACUCUCCACAAGAGCAGCGCUUACUACGCUGGCUUGUUCGGUUUCUUCAAGGUUCUGCAGCUUCUUUCGCUCUUGGUUGCCGGUGUUGCCCAAAUCAUCUGGAUGACCUCCUCCUCAGGCACUAUCCUCCAUCAACAGGCUCUACAUACGGUCAUCCACGCUCCACUCAGCUUCUUUACCAACACGGACUCUGGCGUCGUCACCAACCUCUUCUCGCAGGAUAUGACCCUCAUUGACAACGAGCUGCCCAACGCCCUCCUCAAUGCGGUUAUCUCCGGCUUUGAUGCAGUGGCGAUGGGAGCAGUUAUUGCGGUCGCGUCGCCGUACAUGUCUAUCAGCUACCCAUUCGUCAUCGGGCUUUGCUGGAUCAUCCAAAAGUUCUAUCUGAGGACUUCGCGGCAGCUUCGUCUACUGGAUCUAGAGUCCAAGAGUCCACUUUACACCCACUUCCUCGACACCAUCAAGGGAGUUGCCACAAUCCGCGCCUUCGGUUGGACAGGUAGGGAUAUUGCACACAACCAGUACCUCCUCGACACCUCCCAACGUCCGGCGUACCUCCUUGCGAUGAUUCAGCAGUGGCUUGUCGUGGCGAUGCAUCUCAUGGUCGCGUGCAUCGCCGUCGUUCUCGUCGCCCUGGCUACUCAACUGAGGGCAAACUCUGGCUUCACUGGCGCUUCCCUGGUCACGCUCAUGUCGUGGGGCGAGACCAUCGCUUACCUCAUUCGUUUCUACACCCAAUUGGAAACCUCCAUUGGCGCCGUCGCUCGUAUCAAGACAUUUUCUGAAAGGGUUAAGCCUGAGAGUCUUGAGGGUGAGGACAUUGAGCCCCCUGAGGAGUGGCCGGAGAAUGGCAGCAUCGAGCUAAAGGGCGUCUCAGCGUCGUAUAACAAUGACCAAGGGAAGACUCUCGAUGGCGACAGCACCCCACCAAGCCUAGCCCUCAAAGACCUCACCUUCUCCAUCCAACCUGGUCAAAAGGUCGCCCUCUGCGGCCGCACAGGAAGGCAAGUCAACUGA